Messenger RNA from Thrips palmi, 1883 nucleotides. Its product is annotated as transcription factor SPT20 homolog. The record is from RefSeq and is a predicted model, not a curated record. Bases 1 to 1809 code for a protein of 602 amino acids. Lineage: Eukaryota; Metazoa; Arthropoda; Insecta; Thysanoptera; Thripidae. The transcript is spliced from 3 exons.
AUGAUGGACGAGGACACCGACACGUUGAGCAGCAGCACCGUCUUCGGCCGCCUGGACAGCAUCGGCGAGGAGCCGGCCGAGGACCAGGACCACCAGGACCACCAGGACCACCAGGACACGGAUCAGGAGACCGUGGUUCGAUCUCCGCCCGGGCCGGACGAGGGGGCGCCCGCGAGCAGUGCUCUGGGGGGCUCGGAGGGGGAGUCGGCGCCGCUGUCGGCGCGCGCACCCCCAUCGACCGAGAGCGGCACUCAGCCGGCGGGCGUUGCUGCUGCUGCCAGCCCUGCCAGCCCCCUCAGUGUAGCGCGCGCCGCGGCCGGGGUCGCGCCGCCCACUCCCUUCCAGGACAGCCAAACCAGCGCGCACCGCUCCUCACCUGCCCAGUGCGCCCCCGCGGACUCCAGCCCCGCGGAGCCCGCGGAGCCCGCGGAACGCGAAGCCGCGGACGUCGCCGACCCCGCGGACACCACCUCAGCGGACCCUAGCGCCGACGCCGCGGCGCCAACCUCAGAGGCCUCCGACCCCGCCGAAACAGCCCCCGCCACCAACACCCCGUCGCCCUCUCCGUCUGAUGACGCCGGGGACACACCACCGCCCCGGGCCGUCCCGGACCAGGCCUUACAGGUGUCAUCGCCUGACCCCGGCCCCGGCCAUGCCCUCGACGUAGACCUGGACGCCUUGGGACCGCCGCCAGCCGUGAUGCGGGACAAGAAGAAGAACAAGCAGGCGGCCUGCACGUGCACGUGCGAGCAGGGCCAGUUCGCGCACGGCCCCGGGCCCGGGCCGGGCCACGGCCACAGCCACAGCCAUGGCCCCUACGGCCUCAAGUCGGCCCUCAAGCGCACCGAGAGCAGCCGGGGGCCUCGGCAGCGCGGCCGGCGAGUGCACUUCGACGAGUCGCUCAACACGUUCUUCGAGUCGGACUACGUCAUCAUCGUGCGCGAGGAGCCCGACGACGACGAGUGCGACCAGGACGGCUGCGACGGCCACUACGAGCUGUGCGGCUACUACAACAACAGCAACCCCCGCGACCCGAGGGACGCCCGGGACGCGCGGGACCGCGACCAGCAGGGCUUCCACGAGUGCGACAAUGAGUACUGCUCCGGGUACAACGCGCGCUACGAGCUGGGCCCGCACAUGCCCCACCAGAUGCACCCCAUGCCCCACCAGAUGGGCCACCAGGUGGGGCACUCCAUGGGCCACCCCAUCGGCCACGGGGAAAGCCCGUCGGUGGAGUACGCGGACCACCAGCUAACCCUCAGCCCGCCGGAGGGCUACAAAGACAGCCAACACUUCAACUUCUGCCACCGGCACCACCACCCGCACUACCCCGGCAACCAGCAGCAGACGCAGACGCCGGCGCCGACGCAGCAGCAGCAACAACAAUACCAGCAAUACCAGCAGUACCAGCAACAGGCGCAGCAGCAGCAACAAUACCAGCAGUACCAGCAGCAACAACAACAGUACCAACAGCAGCAACUGAGGCAGCAGCAACAGCAGCAGCAACAGCAACAACAACAGCAGUAUAUUCAGCAGCAACAACAACAACAGCAGCUCCCUCAACAGUCGACGUCGACGGCCAAGCCGCCUCCUCACCACAGCCAGCUGAGCAGCCAGCAGCAGCAGCUGCAGCAGCAGUUGACGCAGCAGCUGCAGGCACAGCUGCAGCAGCGCGAGGCCCGGCGCUCCGAGUCAGUUGACGGUGGGGAGGAUGCGGGGAGCGGGCUGCCGGCUUCGGCCAGGAGGCCCAGCCGGGGCUCCACGUCGGGCACGUCGAGCACGGACGCCGCGGCUACGACUUUGCCUUAAGAUUGGAGGUCGAGGUCAGUUCUCCCCGUGGACGCGAGUCAGCGUCCCACAUCACAUCCCUCCCUAAUCCGGCC